Molecule: messenger RNA, 1257 nt
Organism: Salvelinus sp. IW2-2015
Lineage: Eukaryota; Metazoa; Chordata; Actinopteri; Salmoniformes; Salmonidae
Product: protein FAM177A1
Source: RefSeq, a predicted model, not a curated record
CCUGUCGGGCAUCGUUCAGGGCUUAAAUGCCCACGAGCAUGGGUGUGUAGGGCAGGCUAAACAUCCCAGAAUACAAAGAAAGAGGCACCAUGGCCGAAAUAUCUCUGUAUCUCACCAACGUGAAUGUGUCUUUGGGCCAAACGAUGGACGUAGAGAAGAGCCCCAGCACAGGGAAGGACUUUGAGAGUGUCGAGCUGGGAGACCUGGAGAAGGGGGAUCAGAAAGAAGAGAAAGCCCCACGAAGGAUCAUCCAUUUCUCUAGCGGAGAAACCAUGGAAGAGUACAGUACAGACGAGGAGGAGGGGGAGGACAAGGAACCAGAGAAGAAGGACCUACUGUCCCCCCCUGUCGAUGCGGUGAGGAACAAGCUGACCUGGGGCCCGUACUUCUGGUUCCAUAUGUGGAGAGCAGCUACCUCCACUGUUUCAGCUUGUGACUACCUCGGGGAGAGGAUGGCCUCSCUCUUUGGAAUCACAUCGGCCAAAUACCAGUACGCCAUCGACGAGUAUUACAGGAUGAGGAAGGAGAAGGAGGAGGAAGAUGAGGACAACCGGUUAUCRGAGGAGGCGGAGCAAUACUUUGUCGAGAAUCAGGACGAGGAGAUCCAUGGACCAAUGACGGAUCAGCCAGAGGGAACCGCUACCACCCCCCACUCCACGGACACCUAUCAGGUUGAGAAAGAGGCCAAGGCCACGCCUACUGCCAUCAGGGUCCCAGCCAUUGUCACGACAACAACCUAACUGACUUCUGGAGAGAUGAUUAUGUGUUGUCCAUAUUUGUUUUGUUUUAAUUUGUCAAGGAGGUGGAGGCGCUCUGUGGUCUGUCUCUCUGAUAGUGCUGAACGAUUAACCGAAAUUUCGUGUGCACAUUGCACAGUUUCUCUAGAGAUAAAUCAGAUCCAGACUGAACUGUGCGAUGUAGUACGGCGUUGUAGUUUCCAACAGGCCAAUAUUCUACAUAGUUUAGCGUGUAAAACGUGGUAAUUAACUAUAAUACCCAUAAUCCAUUUCGCAUCUGCUAGUCCGGUCUGUUUCUUUUACUGCUUCUACAGAAGCGAGAAGAAUGCGAGAUUGUGAGGUGAUAUAGAGAGCAGCUGUUGCCUCGCGAGGUAUCUCUACCUGAAAAUACAUGAUCUAAGUGAUWGAUAUUGGUAGAAAUCACUUGGUAUUCAGCCGUCAAACGUAUGCCUUAUUUACUUUUUAAGAACAACUUAAAUAGUGAUUUUGUCAGGCAGCAGCUCUAUAGAUAUGAUGACUU